AUGACGCCUCCUGCUGAAGUGGCGGCCUCUCCUAAGCCUGGACCAUUUCUGCCUCCCUCCCUACCCCACACCACAGGUCCACUGUUUGAGCACCAGCCCUUCUUCGUUAGCUGGAACAUCCCUGAUCUGGUGUGCAACAGGUACAACAUUUCACUGGACACCUCACCCUUUAAAGGAGUGGCCACACCUGCUAAGGUCCCAGGCCAGUUCCUGUCUCUGUUCUACACAGACCGAUUGGGUCUUUACCCACAUGUAGACCUUAGAAGCGGGAAACAGUUCAAUGGUGGCAUCCCUCAGAGAGGGAACCUGAAAGCCAGCAUGGACAAGGCCAGAGCAGACAUUAACUACUACAUCCCAUCUAAGACAAGCCGAGGCUUGGCUGUGAUAGACUGGGAGGAAUGGCGACCCUUAUGGGACAGAAACUGGGGCACUAAGAGAAUCUACCAGACUUUAUCUGUUGCUCAUGUUAUGCAAACAAACCGUUCCCUCACAGCGCAGCAGGCCACAGAGAAAGCCAAACAACAGUUCCAGGUGGCAGCGAGGAGUUUCAUGUCAGGGAUGUUGGCAAUGGGCAGAGCUAUGAGACCCAGCUAUUUCUGGGGCUUCUACCUGUUUCCAAACUGUUACAAUUAUGGCUGGGAGGAGCCAGAUUACACAGGCCGUUGCUCCAAGGAAGUGAGGAGGCAGAAUGAUGAGCUGCUCUGGCUGUGGGAGUCCAGCACUGCCCUCUACCCCUCUGUUUACCUGCAGGUCUCUCUGGCAGACAAUCCCAGAGCUGCCCUGAUGGUGAGAAACCGUGUCAAGGAAACUUUGAGAGUAUCUGCCCUGCCCAGACGGAGUGGCACUACGCCUGUGUUUGUUUACAUGCGACCUGUCUUUGUUGACAACAACAGACGCUUCCUCAGCCAGGGAGACUUGGUAAGCACCAUUGGCGAGAGUGCAGCACUGGGAGUGUCUGGCGCUGUGCUGUGGGGGGCCAGUGCUGACUAUGACGACCAGACAUCUUGUGAAGCCUUCUCAUCCUACCUCUCCUCCACCCUCAACCCUUACAUCACCAAUGUCACCGUAGCUGCACAGCUCUGCAGCAACUUCCUGUGUCAGGGGAAUGGGCGCUGUGUCAGAAAAAACUACAAUUCCAAUUACUACCUCCACCUAAACGCUGAGAAUUUCAGGGUCUUGCAUGUUCAGAACCGCUACUUUGUCCUAGGGAGACCUACCUUCACAGACCUGAAGACUUUGAGUAGGAGGUUUACCUGUCAAUGCUACAAAGGACUGAGCUGCUCUCCAAGGACACACAGUGAGCUAGCCAAGGCUCUUCUAUUUAGUGUGAAGCAAGGGGUGCGCCAAAAGGCUCACACACUGAAUAAAUCCAUGUUAGAUGACUCACAACAAGCCAGUAUUACAAAGGACAAUGUUAAAAAGAACUUGAAAGUUUAGCUUGUAUUAAUUCUGGGAACUAUCCAGUCCUCUCAUAAUCCAGUGCUGAAUAAUUUGUGUGUUUAUUCUACAGCGUGGUUUGCAUUUUUGCUCAAGUGAGUGCACAAAAGCAGAUUGCCUCACGAUGCAUACUUAGUGAACCUGGAUCUACUGGCUUGGUUGGGGAGUACUAACUCUGUAGCAGGGUUUUCUGGCAGAAUUCAGUGAUACCAUCAACCAUUUCGUUAUCAGCUCACCUUUUUAAAUUGCUAUGUUGUUGCCUCCAAUCACUGAUACUUUUUGCAGCAUUGAGUGACUAGUGUUAGCAGACAGUGUUAGCAGCUGAUUACUGGCCCAAUUAAAAGGACUCAGGAAGCAUUACUUCAUCUAUAUAAUGUGUAUACUAUGUUCACUGACAGAAGAUGUUCCAUAGUAUUGCCAAAGAACAGUGCUACCAUUCAGGGGUUAUAAUCUCUAAUUAAACGUACAAACAAAUACUGUGCUAUGGCCGUGUCAGUGUGACAAUAUUAUUUCCAUUGUGUAUUUGUAUAUAAUUUGACUGUAUAUGUAAA
Molecule: messenger RNA, 1988 nt
Organism: Micropterus dolomieu (smallmouth bass)
Lineage: Eukaryota; Metazoa; Chordata; Actinopteri; Centrarchiformes; Centrarchidae
Product: hyaluronidase PH-20-like
Exons: 8
Coding region: 1-1437 (478 amino acids)
Biological process (GO): hyaluronan catabolic process; carbohydrate metabolic process
Cellular component (GO): acrosomal vesicle
Molecular function (GO): hyalurononglucosaminidase activity
Source: RefSeq, a predicted model, not a curated record